Lycium ferocissimum is the source of this 1391-nucleotide messenger RNA. RefSeq lists its product as uncharacterized. The transcript is spliced from 7 exons. NCBI's taxonomy places the organism in Eukaryota, Viridiplantae, Streptophyta, Magnoliopsida, Solanales, Solanaceae. The record is from RefSeq and is a predicted model, not a curated record. Bases 285 to 1391 code for a protein of 368 amino acids.
AAGGCCAUAAAUAGUCCCUCAUCUAUUGGAGUAGGUCUAAAAUGGUCCCUUAACUAUACACUGACCGGUUUUAGUCCUUGAACUAUCCAAAAACUUAUCAAAUUUAGUCUCCUUGUACUUUUAUACAAACAGCAUACGGAAUCUAUACGCCUCCGUUAGAUUAAAUGUUAAGACACUCCCAAACUUGUUUCUCUCUUCCCGCUUCUUUUUCCUCAGGUUCCUUUUUUUCACAAAAACCCUAGGUUUAUUUUAUCAAGUUACACGAUAGUUGAAAGCUCAGGACAAUGAUUUUACGAACAGAAGAUGGUACAGCUCCUCUCUAUGAUUCUAUACACGAUGCCUCAAAAAUCAGCAUCAAAGUAACCCACGGUGGUGUUAUGAAGCAUCAGCCUAGAACACAUUAUUCUGGGGGUCGUGUCCAAUUCAUUGACCAUGUUCAUGUUUCAGAAGUAAAGCUAUCACAAUUCAAGAUUAUGGCUGAGAUAUGUGGAUAUGGUAAUGAUUCAGUCGCAUUUUGGCACAAGUAUGGUCGGCUCGGUGAAAAGAUGAGGCUUGUUUCAACUGAUCUAGAGGUUAAUUUAGUAUCCAAGAACAUCCCUGAAGAUAGAGUAAUUGAGGUUUGCUUUGAACAUUUAGACUCUUAUAUUGGAAUGGAUGUCGGGAAAUCCUUCAAUGCAGGACAAAAUAGCAAUGGUUCAAGUGAACAUCAACAAUCUGCUAUAGGUACUAAUAAAGAGGGAAGGGCUGAUUAUUCUUCAAGUAGUGACGAUUUUGAAGACUUGGAUAAUGAUUUUUCAAAUGAACAUGAUAUCUUAGGAAGGAGUGAAAAUGGGGCGCAUAGAUAUGAAGUUAGUGACGAAGUGCGAAAAAAGAUGGCUCGUGAAGAUGGAGAUUCUGAUUGUGUUAACUCUGAAGGGUUCAAGAGCCUAGAAAGCGAUUCUAAUUCCGAUAGUAUGAACUUUCCAAAGUUCAAUCCAAAGACAGAUGGGUUGUAUCCAGUCUUGGCACUUGAAUUGAUAUUCAAAAGCAAAAAGGAGUUCAAGGAAGCUGUUAGAAGAGGUCCAGAGAGUCAAGCUAAUAUACAUUCAACUCAACAAAGUGAAGUGUUCUCUUUGGUGCAACUCAAUGAUGUUUUUGGGGCAGUUUUUUGUGCAACUUGGUGCAGUUUCUGUCUUUUGUGCAACUUGGAGCAGUUUUUGGUGCAGCUUUUUUUUAGCAGUUUGGUGCUGGUUUUUGGUGGUCUGUUUGUGCAGUUUUUUGUGGCGGUUGCGCAAUAUAGUUGCUGUUUUUUGCAGUUUGGUUGCUGGUUUCAGCGGUUUGAUGCCGAUUUUGGUGUUUUAGUGCUGCAACUUGGGGAAGUUUGUUUCAUUAAUGUAAUGAAUGUUUAUUAA